AUGUGUACUCUGAUGGCUGAACCCAAGGCUCCCGUGUCUGCCCAAGCGAUGGGUGAGGCACAGCAUUCAGAUAUUGAGAAACAGCAGGCUGUCCAUGACGACGAAGGCAUUGAACUCAAGGAGAAGUCGGCUACGGUAGACUACUCCGGCGCUGCGGCCAAGACGGACCCGGCUGAGAUCCGGCUAGUCAGGAAGCUGGACUGCUGGAUUAUGCCUACCCUCUGGUUGAUGUACUGGCUCAACUUUCUCGACCGCAAUGCCAUUGCCGUCGCCCGUCUGAACCACCUCGAAGCCGACCUCGGCCUGUCGAGCGUACAAUACUCCACGUGUGUCUCGGUCCUCUUCGUCGGCUACAUCCUCGGGCAGGUCCCCAGCAACAUGCUCCUCACGCGCGUCCGGCCCUCGUGGUACAUGGGCGGCUUCAUGAUGGCCUGGGCCAUCGUCAGCUGCCUGACGGCGCUCGCGCGCUCCUACGUCGACCUCGCGCUCACCCGCUUCUUCCUGGGCGUCGUCGAGGCGCCGUACUACCCAGGCGCGCUGUACAUCCUGAGCAUCUUUUACACGCGCAAGGAACUAGCGAUGCGCAUCAGCGUGCUCUACUCGGGCAACAUCCUGGCGACGGCGUUUGCGGGGCUGAUUGCGGCGGGCGUGUUUGACGGGCUGGAUGGUGUUCGAGGGUUGGCGGGCUGGCGGUGGCUGUUUAUCCUGCAGGGCGCGGUGACGGUGGUGGUGGCGGCGGUGUCGUGCUUUACGCUGCCGGACGAGCCACGGAAUACGCGCUGGUUGACGCCGGAGGAGCGGCAGCUGGCGCAUGAGCGCAUCGCGCGGGAUACGGUGGACUACCGGGCCGUUACGAGUCCGUGGACCGGUCUCCGGGAGGCCAUUGUUGAUGCGCGCGUGUGGGUAUUCAUGUACAUGCAGCACAUGCACCUCGCCACCAACGGCUUUAAAAACUUCUUCCCAACCAUUGUCGAAACACUCGGCUUCACCCCCAAUAUCACCCUCCUGCUCACCUGUCCACCAUACCUCAUUGCCGGCAUCCUCUCCGUCGUGUGGGCGUGGUCCUCGGGCCGGCACAACGAGCGCACCUGGCACAUUACGCUGUCCAAGGCCGUCGCGCUGCUCGGUUUCGUCUUGGCCUGCGCGACGAUGAACCUCGGCGCGCGCUACUUUGCCAUGUGCGUCUUUACGAUUGGCACGUACGGCGUCAACUCGAUCCUGCUCGGCUGGGUCGGCAGCUCGUGCGGGCAGACGCGGGAGAAGAAGGCGGCUGCGCUGGCGAUUGUCAAUAUGAGCGCGAGCGUGAGCUUCAUCUGGACGCCAGUAAGUCUACCCUCUGUCUCGGUUUGUGGUGACCUGAAUGCUGACUUGUGGCAGUACUUGUGGCCCAAGUCGGACGCCCCGCGGUACGUCAUUCCCAUGGCCAGCUCGGCGGGGUUUUGCAUCGCUUGCGUGGCGGGCGCGUGGUUGAUGCGGUGGAUGCUGGUUAGGGAGAAUAGAAAGAUUCGACAGAGAGACUCGGAGGCUGUUUUGUUUUAUGCUUACUAA
Messenger RNA from Cordyceps militaris CM01, 1548 nucleotides. RefSeq names its product pantothenate transporter, putative. The coding region runs from base 1 to 1548 and encodes 515 amino acids. Lineage: Eukaryota; Fungi; Ascomycota; Sordariomycetes; Hypocreales; Cordycipitaceae. The transcript is spliced from 3 exons. Gene Ontology annotation, biological process: transmembrane transport. The record is from RefSeq and is a predicted model, not a curated record. Gene Ontology annotation, cellular component: membrane. Gene Ontology annotation, molecular function: transmembrane transporter activity.